This is a messenger RNA of Diachasmimorpha longicaudata, 5837 nucleotides long. RefSeq names its product centrosomal protein of 164 kDa (gene Cep164). The transcript is spliced from 15 exons. Gene Ontology annotation, biological process: DNA synthesis involved in DNA repair; DNA-templated DNA replication. Gene Ontology annotation, molecular function: ATP binding; protein binding; DNA binding. Bases 145 to 5664 code for a protein of 1839 amino acids. The record is from RefSeq and is a predicted model, not a curated record. Gene Ontology annotation, cellular component: nucleus. Lineage: Eukaryota; Metazoa; Arthropoda; Insecta; Hymenoptera; Braconidae.
UGACCGUCACAGUAUUCCAGCCGCGCAACCGCUGAUAUUAUGAUGGUGUUGCAUUAUCGUACGAAAUUUCUAUUUUAUAGAAUAAUCGUCAUAUGAGAAUAAGUGGUUGCAAAUGACGACUUGAGGAAGGAUUAGGGGUAAAUAAUGAGUAUUUCUCAGGAUAAUGGUGCACCGAUAUUGUGUCAAGAGGUUUUCGAUGAUGCAUCGCAUCCAUCAAAUGACGAGGUGCUCGACUAUGCGAAGCGGUUGGGAAUUAAUCCUGCAACAGAACCCUAUCUACUUGACUUGGCGCGGGAGGGUUUGAUGGCAGCAUUACCCGAGGGCUGGCAACCGUAUUAUCUCGAGCCUCAGGAUGCUUGGUACUAUUAUCACGCUGCCACUGAAACAACGACAUGGGAACAUCCCCUCGAUGCUAAAUACAAGGAACUCGUCGAAGAAGCGAGAGCCAGACAUCAUAUACGACAUAGUACUGACGAUGAUUCAAAGACUACAGCCAAAGAUCUAGAGACUCAGGAAGAUGCAACUCUACCCAAGGAAUCGGCAUUUUCAAAGGUACCGGUUCUUCAAACAAAAAUACCCACUAAGUUAACACCACUUAAAAAAAUUGGUCUUGAAUCAUCGCGUCGAAAGACCAGCAAAAAAAAUACUGAUGAUAAAUCACAUAAUGCCAGUACUCUAAUAGCUGAGCGUACAUCUAGAGAUUAUACCAAUCUCCGCUUUCAAGAUCCUCAAUUUUAUGAGAGUCCCAAACUACCAAAGAAUCCCGAGAACAAAAUUAAUUUACGAGAAAUAGUGAAAAGAUCCGAGUCUAUGAGUCCGAGAUACGAAAAAGAGUGGGAACAAUUGUCGAAUAAAUUUAGCUCAGAAGAAAAUGUUAUUGAUAUUGACAGAUUGAGUGUUAGUUCAUUAACAAAAUCGGAAUCAAAAUCUCUACCUGAAAGAACAGAAAACGAGAGACACCAAAAUCAAUCGGGUAGUCAAAAGGAACUUCUGUUGAGCGGUGGUGGAUCAAUGUUUUUGAAGAGCAGCCGUAGCCGUGAUAAAACGCCAAAUCAAGACGUGGAAAAAUUUCAGAAUUUUCAAAUUCCUGAUGUUGAAUCAGGUACAAACGACAUCAGUGAUAUAACAGAAAGGCUCAAAUCUAUUCUUCGAGAAAGGCUCUGCGAAGAUGACGAACGACCCACAGAGGAAGAGCGAAAAAGUGUGCGUUUUGAUCUUAAGAAAGGUCUGGAAGAUAUGAAAUUCAUGUACUCUGGUUCGGAAGAUAAUGACUGGGACUCUGAUUCCAUGGGGAAACAGUCCCCUUUCAAAUCACUGAAAAAAGACUUCAGUUUACAGAACCUUCAACUGGAAUCAAAUAAAUAUCAAAAAAAUAGUCUGAGUGAAGAAAUCUCUCCCCCCCGUUUUAAUGCACCUGCUAAAAUUGUGGGUAAAAGAUUUGUUGUUCAAAAUGUCUCUGAAGUAGAACAUAUGAAUCAACUUCUCGCUGAUGAUCUAUAUGAUGAUCAAUUACCAAUCAAUAAAUUCACAGGUGUGAAGAACAUUGACUUGAUUUCUAAGACAGACAGUUGUAGUUCAGAAUUUACGGGUCGGCAGGAAUCGAAUUUGAGCGAUCGUUUGAUUUCUAAGAAAAGUCAGGAGUUAAUUCUGAAUGCGGUGGAGACGUCACUCGUACCGAAUAAACAAGAUAGCGACUAUCAAGCAGAUGAAGUCCCCAAUAUUGCAGGUCAUGACAGUCUCUCCAACGAAACAUCACAACUAUUCCAGGAAAAUAGUGGAAAAAUCAGUGAUGUGAUCAGUCAAAUGGGGGCAGAUCAAGAAGUGGAGAUUAAUAAAGUGAAAAAGGUAUUAGAAGAGCAAUUGGAAAAUAGAAGAAAAGAAUUAGAAAUUCACUUCAAAGAAGAACAAAAAUCUAUGGAAAUGGAGUUUGAAAAUAGACUGACGCAAUUGAAACGUCAAUUGAGUGAAAAAGAAAAGGAUGAAGUGGAAAAAUUAAUCGUGGAAAUGGACGACCUAAGAACGGAGAAUUUGAAAAAGAUGAGGAGCGAAUUAGAGAUGUGUUAUGAAAAGGAGCGACAGGAUAUUUUGGAGAAUAUCAAAGCUGAACUCGACGAACGAAAGAAAGAAUUGUUAGAACUGCGAAAUCGAGAAUUGCAAGUACUAGAAACCGAGUUUGAACACACUCUCGAUGACGAUAGAAGUCUGAAAAUAGCGGAACACGAACUAACCCAACAAUAUAACAGAAAAAUUGAAGCGAUGAAAAAAGAACUUGACAAGGAAUUUAGCGACUUGAAAAAUACUCUGAGAUCUCAGCAGCGCGAAAAAGUCGCCAAAAUUACGGAAGAUCAUGAAAAGUGUUUAGCAGAUAUCUUGAAAGACUUUAGGGUUGACGAACGAUUAUCCCGAAAAGUGUAUAAACAACGACUGGACGAGAUUCGAUCUGACUUAUCACGUGGAAUAGACAGAGAAACGAAGAAAAUAUCUGAUCAAGCGACUCGCCAACAGAUGAUAGACUUUGAAAAAACCCGGUGUGAAAAGCGCCUACUAGAGGAUAAAUAUAAAAUUUUGAAGGAAAAAUAUUUAAAGCUGAAAAACGAAGUGCGCGUUGCUGUUGAACGGCGAAGUAAGAGACGAGAGAGCAAUACAACAGCAUCAGAAACCGAAAGGUCGGCUUCAACCAAAACACGAACAGAAAGAGAUGAAUCGAUUGAUCAAAAAACACCAUCGAGGAACCAAAGUUCGAAUUCAAGAUCAAUUGAUGGUAAAAAUCGAAAUGUUGAUGAUGAAUCCGAUGAGCACAGAGCCCUACCAGGAUUUCGGCGUGUUGGUGAUGCAAUAAAUACAGGAAAAUGUGAAUCGGAUGAUCCAACAACUGCCAGUGAAACAAUGAACUCAGAUGUACUGAAAAAACGAAAAACAUUUCCAAAGAAACUUACCGGUGCCUCAAGAAACUCACAUGGUGAGACUCAUACUAAUAAUCCUAAUAAUAAUAAUAAUAAUGACAGCAUAGAGAAUCCGGUGGAAAACAUCAGAAAGCAACUGGAGAAGCUUGAAGAUCUUGGUGAUCAAUUGCCGAGUAAUGAGACGGCAUAUACUUUGCGAUAUCCUUUUCAAGACAAAGCGCCAAUAAAUUCUUCAUCAGAACUGGAAUUUUUUCGCCACCGUAUUCAUGUUGAAAGAGACUCUAUAAAGCGUGCCCGAGAAGCACUACGAGUUCAGCGGAGUAUUUUCCAGGGACGACAGAGGACAUGGAAACAACGAAGUGCCAAAGCUACUCUGGAACAGUUGGUCCAGGAGGAACGUGAGCUCUCAGAUAUGGAAGUGGGUCUUCAUCGGACUCGGAGCUUACUUGGAGAAAAAAUAAUUCACUUGAGGCAUUCUGAACAGUCACUUGAAAGGGUUGUGAAUGCAAAGAAAAAUGAGAAUCAGAGUGCUCCAUUGAAAAAUGAUGAACUUACUUUGAGCGACAUGUCCAGUGCCAGUAGUGGAUUCAGUUCUACUGAUCUAGGUACAGACACGUUUAUCGACAAACCAGAUCAAUAUCAGGAGUCAACAGAGAUAAUCGCGAGUUUGGAAAAUUUAAAUUCUGAAAUUCGUGAAAUUUGGGGAGUCCUAAAUAAACGUCAAGGCAAUAAUAUUCCACCACCACCAACAUUAUCGUACUCGGACUUGGGGUGUUUUUCUCAUCAGCACAUGAUCACAUCAGCUAAUAAUGCGCAAAGUUUUGGAACUCCCAAUAUUCAUUCAAAUAUUUUAUCACAACUGACAGCAGCACUUCCGUCUACAACAACACAAAAUAUUAUCACUCAGUAUGGACCUAAUAAUGGAUUCACAACGAGUGUUGGUACUGUUGAACGUGGCCCCUCAAAUUUAAUGGAGAGAACGAGAAACAUGAGGGAUUGGUUGCGACAGGCUCGCAUGGAAUCGACCGAUCCUAUCAGUCCUAGCGAGGCGACACUUAAAGUAAUUGUUAGGUUGUCUGAGUUAAAAACUAUUGUCAAAAUGGAGAGUGAUUCAGUGCAGUGUCCAAUUUGCUCGAAGGAAUUUCCUAAAGGGUUGAUUGAAACACAUGCAUCUAAAUGUCUUUUCCUUAAUGAGGCGACCACCGAGACCCAGUGUUUUUUGAAAAGAUCCAGUUCUAACAGUCAGUCCAGGACGAAAAGUCCAGGUGUCGUUAAGAAAACUAAAUCUAAAGUUAGGAAUGUCCAACGAGGCCACAGUGGUCCAAGCAGCCCAAAUGUAUUCAAGCCAUCUAUAAAUCUGGAGAACAAGGAUUUGGAGGAAGUAGAGGCAAUAGAUGAUAGAAAAAAUGAAGGCGAUACUUCAAAAUCUUCGAAACCACUUCCAAGGAGUACAGCCCCACUUGCUGAACGAAUGAGACCAACGUCUCUCCUAGAGUACGUCGGACAAUCCCAUGUAAUUGGAGAACAGAGUAUGCUGUUGCAACUCCUCUCCAAAGGUGAAAUUCCCAACAUAAUCCUCUGGGGGCCUCCAGGAUGUGGAAAGACCUCAUUGGCGAACGUAAUUGCGACAAUGUGCAAGAAUGAUCCGAAGAAAAAAAUUCGUUACGUGAAGCUUUCAGCAGCCAUGUCUGGUGUUGCUGACGUCAAGGAAGCAGCAACAAUCGCUUCCAAUGAAUUGAAAUUUGGUCGCAGGACAGUGAUAUUCAUGGACGAGAUUCAUCGGUUCAACAAAGCUCAGCAAGACAUUUUUCUUCCGCACAUUGAGGCUGGAACUAUCACCUUGAUAGGAGCAACCACUGAGAAUCCAUCCUUUAGCCUGAACUCAGCCCUUCUGAGUCGAUGUCGAGUUAUUGUUCUUGAAAAAUUGACAUUAGGAGACGUGUCAAAAAUUCUGGACAAGGCUGUGGAGUCUCUGAAUGGAAUUGUCCACAGACAGGGUCAAAAUGAACUACAAAGAGAGUUUAAAGAGAGCCCCAGGUUCAUAAUAGAUGAGAAAACUAUGCAAUUCUUGACUGAAACGUGCGAUGGGGAUGCCAGGAUUGCUCUUGGAGGACUGGAGCUUGCCGUCCAGUCAAUUGUACCCGGGGAAGAAGCUGCAGAGGACAGCACUCCUUUGAUAUCUCUGGAAGACGUCCAGGAGAGCCUAAAGAAGACUCACAUGCUUUACGAUAGAAAAGGUGAUCAGCACUACGACAUAAUCUCAGCCCUGCACAAGUCCGUACGAGCUAGUGAUGAAAAUGCGUCUCUGUAUUGGCUGACAAGAAUGAUGUCAGGGGGCGAGGACCCGGUGUACAUUGCAAGAAGAAUGGUCAGGAUGGCCUGUGAAGACAUUGGCCUGGAGGAUCCGAAGGCUCUUGGGAUUGCUGUGCACACCAUGCAUGCUUGUAAAAUGAUGGGCAUGCCGGAAUGCGAUGUUCUCCUUGCCCAGUGCGCUGUCUAUCUGGCUAGGGCUCCUAAAAGCAGACUCAUGGAGGAUGCUCUCCGAGCUGCGCAGCGACUGGUCGCUGAACAAAAAGGACCCCAGCCCUCCGUGCCAUUGCACUUGAGGAAUGCGCCAACGAAACUCAUGAAAACCCUUGAUUAUGGAAAAAAUUACAAUAUGAGGCAUAAAGACUCGUCUGGAUUGACGUACCUCCCCGAAGGACUUGAACACGUCGAUUUCUUCGACGGGCAGGAUCCAGCGAAUACCCAUGGAGAUUGAGCGAAUUUAUCUACAAGUUCCUUUACGUUCUAUCGUCCUUUGAUUACUCAUAAGUUCUGUUGAUCUCUUGUUGAUGGCUUUGAUAUGUAAGUACUAUUUUUUGUCUUCAAAAAUCGAAAUAAUUUCAGUCGGUGCAGUCCUUGUAUUUUCAAUAAAAAAAACAGCAAAUUGAA